Messenger RNA from Scophthalmus maximus (turbot), 1710 nucleotides. RefSeq lists its product as uncharacterized. The transcript is spliced from 5 exons. Gene Ontology annotation, biological process: response to bacterium. The coding region runs from base 178 to 1221 and encodes 347 amino acids. The record is from RefSeq and is a predicted model, not a curated record. Lineage: Eukaryota; Metazoa; Chordata; Actinopteri; Pleuronectiformes; Scophthalmidae.
ACUGAAAGUGCGUUAGAUAUUGCUCACUGUGUGAAUAUUAAUAAGAAACAUUUGUUCACACCACAGGGGGCAGUGAUCAUGUGACCUGUGUUGCCUUGUGGCCAAUCAAAACAAGUCUAAUCUCUGAAGAGAGGAGAAAGUGUGGGGUUGUUUUUCAUUCAACGCUGAAAUUUCAACAUGACGACGUCUCGCAAGUUCGUUUUCUAUCUGACGUGUUUUCUCUUGGGGCAAAUGGCUCAGAUGAAUAAAUUAAUUCUGUCCACAACUGUUCAUCAAGACGGUGGAUUUAUAUUAGUUAAUGUUGGUGACAACUUCACUUUGGAGUGUUUCUAUGUCAGUAAUGCUAGAAUGUAUUACUGGUACAAGCAAACACUGGGACAGAAGCCACAACUUAUCUCUACGACCUACAAAUUUUCUGAAGGCACUUUACAUGGUGAUUUUAAGGACAAUCCACGCUUCACACUGGAAACUAAUGAAAGUUUGACUCAGCUAAAAAUUUCACAUGUACAACUUUCAGACUCAGCUACUUACUACUGUGCAAGAGGUAACUCAUUUAUAUUAGAAUUCCUGGAGGGCGUCACUGUCAGUGUAAAGGGUUCAGGGUGGAACAUCCAGGCUCGGGUUCAUCAGUCGGCAUCUGAGAUUGUCCAGCCAGGAGGCCCUGUGACCCUCAGCUGCACAGUUCAAAAUGGGACCUGUGAUGGAGAACACAACGUUUACUGGUUCAAGAACUCUGAAGAGCCUCACCCAGGGUUAAUUUACACCCAUGGAGACAGGAAUGAUCAUUGUGAGAGGAAACCCAACACACAAACACACAGCUGCACCUACAACUUGUCCAUGAAGAGCCUGGACCUCUCUCAUGCUGGGACCUACUACUGCGCCGUCGCCUCAUGUGGACACGUCCUGUUUGGAAACGGGACCAAGCUGGACUUUGACGACAAGGUGGACUGUCACACGGUCUCUGUGUAUUUCAUGAGCGGAGCUUUGAUAUUCACCACCAUCCUGAGUGUCUUGCUGGCUUUCUUACUUUACAAGAGAAACUGCUGCAGAUGUUCAGAGUCUUGUGCAGUGAUGUCACCUCCCUCCACAGCAAAUACAGAGGUUUACCGAGAUGUAGACGACCUCCAUUAUGCUGCUUUAAGUGUUAACCUGCCCAACAGAUCAAGACGACAAAGGGACAAUACAAUGGAUGAAUGUGUCUACUCCAGUGUUAGACAGUAGAAAUGUUUCAUUUGUGCUGUGUUUGAUUCCUCAGUCUUUCUUUAGAGUAACAUACUGUAUUCAGGAUAAAAUGCCUUUGGUAAUGUACACUGUUGGGAAACUUCUCUGUUCUUGGGGUUUGAAGUAGGAUUAAGAUGCUGUACAAGUGACUCAAUGGACCUGCUGUGGAUUCUUGUCAUUUCUUUUUUUUCAAAUCAUGUAAAAAUUUGUUUUUUGUGUGGGUCAUUAUAAUAACAGCAGGCUGGAAUACUCUUUAAGCUUUAAUGACAUAUGACAUAUACCACAAUUUUGCUCAACAGCAACAUCCGACUCCAGACUCUAUUUAAUCAAUAAAAUAUCACAUUAAAUACAUUUGAAUGUAAAAAACUACAAGGUCAUGGCUCGCUGUACUGCAGCUUGAGAAAAGAGAUGCUUAUGUCGUCAGGCAUAGAUCAAAAAAAUUGUUAAAUGUUUUUUCGCUCAUUAAAUCAAAUGUUGUGUUUCCCACAA